Molecule: messenger RNA, 616 nt
Organism: Ruditapes philippinarum (Manila clam)
Lineage: Eukaryota; Metazoa; Mollusca; Bivalvia; Venerida; Veneridae
Exons: 4
Coding region: 100-540 (146 amino acids)
Cellular component (GO): membrane
Source: RefSeq, a predicted model, not a curated record
UAGCAAUAUGUUUUACUGUGUGUCACGUGACUUGAGAUAAAUGAUUAUUUUAUUGAACGAACGUUUUCAUGUGCUGUAUAUUUAUAUAAAAUAUAAAGCAUGAGUGAAACUGAUCAGGAAUUGAAACAAAUCAAACAAACGGAUGAUGUUCCGAAGAAAUACGUGGCGGUGGUUUACCAUCACGUGAGCUAUCAGAACGAGGAAGGCGUUGUCUCCCCGGGGGAUGGCAACGUAAUAUCUGUUGGUGACAACGAUGGCUCAUGUAAACUGGUAAGUACACACCAGAAGAAACAUGUCAACGUGCCGGACUAUUUUCCUCUGUCAGUAUUGUCACUUGUGAUCUUCAUUCCAAUCGGUCUUGCUGCUAUUGCUAACAGUCUAAAAGUGAGGAAAGCAAUCAAACUGGACGACAAACCGAAUGCCAUCGAUGCUUCCAACUGGGCAUUGCAGCAUGCACUAACUGCCAUUUUUGUCGGCCCUCUACUAGGAUGCUUCUUGUGCCUUAUAAUAUUUCUAACUAUGUAUCAAGCACAUUUGUGAAUUUUACUGUUUAUCUUAUCUAUUUGUAUUAAAGUAUUAGGCCAUCAUCAGUUGCAUUAACUGGUGGGUUUUGUAA